AUGGAUCUCAACAAUGGUCUUGCACUUGUUUCUUGUAAUGCUGAGCUGAAUAAAACUUACCACGUUGGUGAUACCACAUUAAGCUUGGACUGCUUUGGUUAUGGUGGAAACACAUCUAGUGGAUAUGAAAUUAGCCGAGAAAAACCAAGAGAACAGAAUACAACUAGUGCACCCGAUGAUGGUUGCAGACUGGUCCUCGGAUUGGGACCAACACCGAGUAUAUAUUCUAAUGAUUAUUUUUCCACUGGAAUCAACUCAAGCAAAAAACCAGCCCCUGGAUCCAAUAUGGGGUUGUCGUGUGAGGGUGAUUCGGUCCUCAAACUUGGUCUCUCUGACCAUUCUUUUAUGUCAAUGAGCGAUCCAAUUCCAAUUCCAAAUCCAAAUCCAAAUCCAUCAUGUCAUUCUCACAAAGGAUCUUUUGAGGCUAGCAAUAGGUUUGAGAUACCUAUUGAUGAGGGUUCUACAUCAGCAAAGAAAUCAGGUGGAUACAUGCCAUCCCUUCUUCUGGCCCCAAGAAUGAGUACUACAACCAGAAGCUUGAUGCAAAUGCACAACCUUUUGGAGCCAGGGGAAAACUCUAAUCAUGGCCCUCAGCUAAGCUCUGAACCCUCGGCUAUCUCAGACUACUCCAUGGGAACAACAUCCGACCACCAAACGAGCAAUUCUAAGAAAUGCAAGUUUGAUGGGUGCACAAAAGGCGCUAGAGGAGCAACAGGUCUCUGUAUCGGCCAUGGUGGAGGGCAGAGAUGCCAGAAACCGGGGUGUAGUAAAGGUGCGGAGAGCAGAACUGCAUACUGCAAGGCUCAUGGCGGCGGGAGGCGGUGCCAGCAUCUAGGCUGCACAAAAAGUGCAGAAGGUAGGACAGAAUAUUGCAUAGCACAUGGUGGCGGGAGGCGGUGUGGGCAUCCGUCAGGGUGCAGUAAAGCCGCUAGGGGAAAAUCAGGACUUUGUAUCAAGCACGGUGGUGGAAAGCGGUGUAAGGUGGACGGUUGCACACGUAGUGCCGAAGGACAGGUUGGUUUGUGCAUCUCUCAUGGCGGCGGACGGCGGUGCCAGUUCCAAGGCUGUAAUAAAGGGGCUCAGGGAAGCACUAUGUACUGCAAAGCUCAUGGUGGUGGGAAACGUUGCGUAUUCGCUGGCUGUACCAAAGGUGCUGAAGGUAGCACCCCACUUUGUAAAGCCCAUGGCGGAGGAAAGCGGUGCCUCUACGACGGUGGCGGGAUUUGCCCGAAAAGUGUGCACGGAGGGACCAACUUCUGCGUUGCUCAUGGCGGUGGCAAGAGGUGUUCCGUCCCCGGUUGUACCAAAAGCGCCCGUGGCCGGACCGAUUGCUGCGUGAAGCAUGGUGGUGGAAAGCGGUGCAAAACCGAGAAUUGUACCAAGAGCGCACAAGGUAGCACGGACUUUUGUAAGGCUCACGGCGGCGGAAAACGGUGCAAUUGGGGAGGUGAAGGGGCGUGCGAGAAGUUUGCUCGGGGGAAGAGCGGAUUAUGUGCAGCUCAUACGAGCAUGGUUCAAGAACGUGAAGCGAAUGUAAACAAGAAGGGUAAUUUCGGAAUUGGACCAGGACUCUUCCACGGGCUCGUCCCGGCUCCGAGUUCCACCAUUGUUAGCAGCUUUGAUAACACGUAUUCUUCAUCCGGUGUCAGCAUCAUCUCGGAUUCCAUCGAGUCGCUAGAGAAGCCGGCUAAGCGGCGGCAACACCUCAUUCCGCCACAGGUGCUGGUUCCUCCGUCAAUGAAGUCACCAUUUUCAUCAUCGUUUACAAUGCAGUUGAGCUCGGAAGGAGGAGACGGUGGUGAUCACGGAAGCAGUGGCGGCAAGAGGAUGGAGUUUAUGGUUCCAGAAGGGCGGGUCCACGGCGGAGGGCUGCUGUCGUUGCUGGGAGGAAACCUGAAGAAUGCCACCAUUGAUUAGAUUUUGAAUUUUUUAGGCAAGUAUUUGAUUUGUUGAAGUAAUUGUAUGUGUGUAUAAAAGGCCUUGAAUGGUUGAAUCCUUAAUUAAUUCGUGUUGUAUGAUAAGCAAGCAUUGUGGUAUUUUACUGAGCUUAUUUUAUUUAUGUGCUCAGGAUGACUUAUUUCAAAUUGUAAUAUGCUGGAAUCAGCU
Messenger RNA from Cynara cardunculus var. scolymus (artichoke), 2106 nucleotides. RefSeq lists its product as uncharacterized. The transcript has a single exon. The record is from RefSeq and is a predicted model, not a curated record. Lineage: Eukaryota; Viridiplantae; Streptophyta; Magnoliopsida; Asterales; Asteraceae. Bases 1 to 1917 code for a protein of 638 amino acids.